Messenger RNA from Colossoma macropomum (tambaqui), 1434 nucleotides. RefSeq lists its product as uncharacterized. The transcript is spliced from 4 exons. The record is from RefSeq and is a predicted model, not a curated record. Bases 366 to 1181 code for a protein of 271 amino acids. NCBI's taxonomy places the organism in Eukaryota, Metazoa, Chordata, Actinopteri, Characiformes, Serrasalmidae.
GUGGGGGAUUUGGAGGAUUACAGGAGUACGUGCAGCCAUUCAGUCAUAGUCAGAGACGGUUACUUGUACAAUUUAGCAAGAACUGAGUUUUGCCUUUGGUUUAGUGGCUGGGUAUCGGAUGAGGUCACUGUGGGUGAGGUAGCCAACUGGACUGGAAACUUCUUCCUUGAGAACUUCAGACAUUUCAGGACAAGCUCAUCUGACUUUUUGCAAGGCAAUCAGUUCUGCCACUGUUUACAGAGGUUUACUGGAAGUCAAGCAAAUCUCUCAGUUUAUGUUUUUGGCAUCGAAUGAACAUCACCAGUUUGUGACCUGUGGAUUUCCAAGUAAACAUUUCAGGACUUGUAUUAUAUGCUGCUUUACACAUGCAUCGUGCAGACUGGAUGUUGUGGCCGAAGGAGGCUCAGAGGAGAGAGGAGAGGAGGGCUGAGGCACGGCUGGCUGAUGGGCUACAGAGGCUAGACGAGGCCAAACACUAUCAGCUCAACACUCUGAGCCGAGAACAGCGCACACUAUCCCGCCACCUCAUCGCCAUCAAAACAGGAAACCGGCGGAGAGGUUUGCAUGCUGUGGGAUCACGACCCUCCAAUCAUGACUUUAGCCACCCUGUUAUGUCCUUUAAGAAGACCCUGUUACCCAUAAUCCCACCUGCUGGCAGGGAGCUGGACAAGCCCAGGCCAGUGAAGCCGCAGUCCAGCUGCUCUCUGCAGGCUCGUGUUCAGGAAUUUAUCAGCAGUGGGGAGACCAGGGCUGAUAACUCCACAGCACCUCUCUGUCUGCCUGAACUCAAACUGCAGCCCACCAACACACUGCCUCCAGAGAGAGAGGAGAACAGGGAGAGAGAGACAUACAGAGACAGGGGGAGGGAGGGUCAAAGGUCAAUGUGGGAAACAGAGAGAGACAGGCCUAGAGACAGUCAGAAAGGAAAAGAACUGAUGGUGACGGAAGAGAAAGACAAGGAAAAAGCAGAAGAAACCGAUGGAACCACAUCCCUUUCUUCUCCUCCUUCCCCCCUUUUGGAUUCCCUGGCACCUGAUGGUCGGUUAAGGACGGUUCAUGUGUUGCCCAACUUCGCCCAGGCCCUGGCGGAGGCUCGCAAAGCCAGAUACAUACGUCACCGCGGCCGGCCACCAUGUGAAAAAGAGCUGAGCAUCAGAGAGAUAUUCUCCAAAAAACUCUAGAGACACAUACACUAAGCAAUGACUGUAACACACACUCACAUGCCUGUCUCCGCUGAGCAGACGCUUCACACACAUAAACACAGCUACACUUUCACUCAUCUCAUACAUGAAGCGCUAAUCAAUGCACUGUUACUAUACCUUUAAAAUGUACCCUAUAAUAGACUAGUUUACACAAAUUCUUUGUGUUUUAAGCAAUAAAUCCUCUAAGAAUGCAACUUUGCCACAGUUCCUCUCACUAUGCUAUAUAUACAAU